GUCUUAACAAUCAGGCACUGGACGAUCUUCUGAUGAUUAAUCUACAAUGAAACUCACCAAAGGGAAGAGGAAAUCACGUUUUAACACUGAGACACUGGACGAUCUUCUGAUGAUUAAUUUAGAGUCACGUUCUCUACAAUGAAACUUACCAAAGGGAAGAGGAGAGCACAUCUUAACAAUGAGACACUGGACGAUCUUCUGAUGAUUAAUUUAGAGUCACCUUCGGUUGACCAGUAUGACCCUGAAGUUGCUAUUACCAAAUGGAUGAACACCAAAGGGAAAAGGCUAAAUUACAAGAGAGCACAGACACACACUCCAAAUCUUCAGGCUACCACUCCUGAAAUGGACAGUUCUGAGCUUCUGCUUUCUGAUAUUGAUGCUCCUAAUUCACCAGAACCUGUUGCAGACACAGAUAUGGAUGUAGAAGUGGAUUAUGACACUGAUAGUGAUGUUGAACAGACUGAGCGAGAAAAUGAUUCUUUAUCGAAUAUUAUCAAUGAAUAUGAGUUACAGUAA
Ostrea edulis (European flat oyster) is the source of this 516-nucleotide messenger RNA. RefSeq lists its product as uncharacterized. Bases 139 to 516 code for a protein of 125 amino acids. Lineage: Eukaryota; Metazoa; Mollusca; Bivalvia; Ostreida; Ostreidae. The record is from RefSeq and is a predicted model, not a curated record. The transcript is spliced from 2 exons.